UUGUACAUGACAACAAACGUGGUCCAAUGGUUUUUGUGAGAGUAUAUUCAGGUAAAUUAGACAACCAUAUGACAUUGUAUAAUGCAAAUACUUGCCAUAAAGAACGUGUAAACAAGUUACUACAAAUGUAUGCAAACGAUGUAGAAGAAAUUCCAUUUAUCAAAGCGGGUAAUAUUGGUGUAAUAAUUGGUCUUAAGGAAACAAGAACAGGAGAUACAUUAAUUCAAUUUAAUGACUCUCGGAAAAGUCUUCGACUGCAAAAUAUUGAUAUUCCCGCACCAGUAUUUUUUCGUGUAGUAGAGGCGACUGGUAUUUCUGAAGAAAAGCCUCUAGAAGAAGCUCUUAAAAAUAUAUUAAGAGAAGAUCCCUCUCUUCAUGUGUAUAUUGAUCCAGAUUCUGGACAAACUUUGAUAAGUGGUAUGGGUGAACUUCAUUUAGAGAUUGUCAAAGAUCGUUUGUUGAAUGACUUUAAAGUCAAAGCAAAUUUGGGAAAAAUGCGAAUAUCAUAUAGAGAAACUGUUACUGAAAAAAUAGAUCAUACUUACUUAUAUGAACGUGAAAUUAUGGGAAAGAAA
This is a messenger RNA of Racocetra persica, 575 nucleotides long. The record is from the annotation of a GenBank genome assembly. NCBI's taxonomy places the organism in Eukaryota, Fungi, Glomeromycota, Glomeromycetes, Diversisporales, Gigasporaceae.